AUGUCAACCUUUAAAGUCCUCAUCGUUGGCGCUGGACCGACAGGUCUUCUUGCAGGUCUUGCACUGCAACGAGCAGGAAUUGACUUUGUUAUUCUCGAGAGACGCAAGGAAGCUGAUUUAAAUUGGGGAGCGUCUGUUUGUAUCUGGCCUCAAAGCGCUCGAGUACUUGACCAGCUAGGUCUACUCCAACAGGCCUAUGACCUUCACUUGCCCAUGAAGAGAAAGUGCAACCUCAAGCGCGACGGUACAGUUUUGGCCUGGAGUAAUAUGAUUAAGAACAUCGGACACUACCACGGACACGAAUGGAUGCUCUUCCAACGCGGCGAUCUCAUCAAUUUACUCAAGAACGAACUCUCCGACAUAAAGAACCAACUCCUCCUCGAUAAGCAAGUUUCUUCUGUGGUUUCAAACCCCGAUGGAGUUGAAGUGACCUGCGCAGACGGCACUUCGUACCGCGGAGACAUGGUGAUCGGCGCCGACGGCAUCAACAGCACAGCCCGUUCUUUUGUCAACGAGACCGAAUCAAAAGAGGCCGACACAAACGAAGAUUUCACAACGACGUUCUACGGCUUCUACGGCCAUGGAACAACUGUUUCGACAGAGUUAGAACCAGGAGUUGACUACGAAACCCACUCGGAGGGUUUCAGCUCACAGCUUAUUAUGCCAUCGCAUGAGAAAUACUUCUUCACAAUCUACCUCAAGCUCGAUAAGCCUACCAAAGGACGCUACUGGAUCACCGAUGAGCAAGCUGACCAGCUUGCGAAGCAGUAUGGUGAUAUUUAUUUGGCUCCUGGUGUUACCUUUAAGGAAGUCUGGGAGGCAAAGAACUGGACACAUACCGCCCCCUUUGAAGAGGGCGUUGCCAAGAAAUGGUCCAGAGACCGUGUGGUUCUACUCGGCGACUCAGUCCACAAGAUGACCCCCAACAUCGGUUUCGGUCUCAACACAGGCUGGCAAUCCACCGUCGUGCUGAUCAACCUCCUACGCAACCUCAUCCUCGAAACACCAAAACCAGACAUCAAAGACCUCACAAAGGUCUUCACAGAAUAUCAGAAAACCCGACAAGCCCAUGUCACCAAGGAUGUAGAGCUAGCAGGAACAUCGACCCGGGCUGUCAUGUGGGAUAACUUCCUGUGGAAGUUCUUGGAUGUGUAUGUUUUGCCAUACAUCAAUGGUGAUACCAUCUUGGCAAAGCAUAUGUGCUGUCCUACGGUAAAGAAAGCGGUUACUCUUAACUUUUUACCGGAGCCGAAUUUCAAGGAGGGGGAGUUGAAGUGGGAUAAUAAGCCUGUUGUUGUAUAA
This is a messenger RNA of Fusarium sp. VM40, 1302 nucleotides long. NCBI's taxonomy places the organism in Eukaryota, Fungi, Ascomycota, Sordariomycetes, Hypocreales, Nectriaceae. The record is from the annotation of a GenBank genome assembly.